This is a messenger RNA of Iphiclides podalirius (scarce swallowtail), 585 nucleotides long. The record is from the annotation of a GenBank genome assembly. NCBI's taxonomy places the organism in Eukaryota, Metazoa, Arthropoda, Insecta, Lepidoptera, Papilionidae.
AUGCCAUCCGCAACCGACGCGGCCCCGCAGUUCCUGAAGCCUGCGCAGAAUGCGCAAGCGCAACAAGCGCCACGCAUUUUAGUCAAUGCACCUAAUCCGGUGUGCCCUAAAGGAGUAAUUAUACGAUUGGCCGGAUUGGAGAAGGGGCUGGGGCGGUUGCGUCAGCGCACGGAGAGCGGUCGGGCUCAACGCACAAGGUUGCAGAGGUUCAAUGCUCUAGAAAUACGACACUCGACCCCGGGCAACCGCAAGCUUGCGCCGGCUGCCGUCUACUACGUCGCCCGCGUAGACCGUCCGACUACGCCGCGUAGACCCCGCCCUCGCGAAAAUUCAAUCGAAUGCGUGUGUUCUGACGAUGGCCACUCGGCCGCUGUUGCUAAGCCACGCGCUUGCGCGUUGCGUGCGCGCAUCAUCAUUUUAGACAGCGGAUCUCGUAAUAACUUCAUUCUGAAUCCCCGCUUAGCAACAGCUUCACACCUGAGCGAAGGAAUGGCAAUGCAGCCUUUCACGUACUUAUUUUGGCAGGACCCCCUUCCCUCCUCGCUCGCCGCGCACCGCUCUGCCCCAACACCAAGAGAAAGUAGC